Messenger RNA from Malassezia japonica, 3777 nucleotides. It is a transcript of the gene PIM1, whose product is annotated as endopeptidase La. Gene Ontology annotation, molecular function: ATP hydrolysis activity; single-stranded DNA binding; serine-type endopeptidase activity. The coding region runs from base 1 to 3777 and encodes 1258 amino acids. The record is from RefSeq and is a predicted model, not a curated record. NCBI's taxonomy places the organism in Eukaryota, Fungi, Basidiomycota, Malasseziomycetes, Malasseziales, Malasseziaceae. Gene Ontology annotation, biological process: protein catabolic process; mitochondrion organization; protein quality control for misfolded or incompletely synthesized proteins. The transcript has a single exon. Gene Ontology annotation, cellular component: mitochondrial matrix.
AUGCCGCGCAACAAAAACUCGCCCUACCGUUCACAUCCUGAAGAAGAGGAGGAGGAGGAUGAGCGAUCGCCUGAUAACGAGCGCUCCGCCGCGCCAAACAAUGAAAAGAAGGUCAAGGCGGACGACGGCAACGGUGCCUCGAGCCAGGGCGGCAGCCACCGGGAGGGCAGCAGCGCAGGCAAUGGAAACAGCAACGGCGAUGAUGACUCGAACGGCGACAAGCCGUCACCGUCCUCGUCGCUCGUCUCGCGCAACACAGUGCCGGCUGUAUACCCUCAGGUACUUGCGCUGCCAAUUACACGUCGCCCCUUGUUCCCCGGCUUCUACAAGGCUGUGGUGAUCAAGAACCAACAGGUGUGUGCUGCGAUCAAAGAAGCAAUGAAGCGCGGCCAGCCGUACGUCGGCGCCUUUUUACUCAAGGACGAAGAAGAGGACUCAGACGUCAUUACGAGCCUCGACCGUGUGCACCGCGUUGGUGUCUUUGCCCAGAUCACGAGCAUCUUCCCUGCGCAGACCGGUACAAAAGACGGCAAGGAUGAAGAGGAGGGUAUUACGGCUGUGUUGUAUCCCCACCGCCGCAUUCGCAUUGAUGAGCUGAUUACGCCGCUGCCGCAGGCACGCUCCUCGAUCGAGCACGAGCAGGACGUCGUGGAUGCUGUGGGCAUCUCUGACGGAAAUGCAAAGGCGACGCCGCGCACGAAUGUUGAAUCGGCUGAUGGCAGCAAGGCGCCUGCCGACCAAAAGGUCGAGGACAAGCUUGACAACGAAGUGCGCCCCGACGGCAAACACGACGUGACCUCGAAGAAGACGGCAGGAAAGACGCAGACGCCCUCAUCGAUCGAGCACGAGCAGGAUGUCGUGGAUUCCGUGGGUGUGCCUGACAGCAAUGCGGAGGCGACGCCGCGCACGAAUGUUGAACCGGAGGGUGGCAAAGCGCCGACUGACGAGCAAGUCCAGGACAAGCUUGACAACGAAGUGCGUCCUGACGGCAAACACGACGUGACCUCGAAGAAGACGGCAGGAAAGACGCAGACGCCCUCGUCGAUCGAGCACGAGCAGGAUAUUGUGGAUUCCGUGGGCGUCAAUGACAACAAUACAGAGGCGACGCCGCGCACGAAUGUUGAGUCGGCCGAUGGCAGCAAGGCGCCGGCCGACCACGAGGUCCAGGACAAGCUUGACAACGAAGUGCGCCCCGACGGCGAACACGACGUGACCCCGAAGAAGACGGCAGGAAAGACGCAGGCGCCCUCGUCGAUCGAGCACGAGCAGGAGCUUGUGGAUUCCGUGGGUGUGCCUGACAGCAAUGCGGAGGCGACGCCGCGCACGAAUGUUGAACCGGAGGAUGGCAAAGCGCCGACCGACGAGCAAGUCCAUGACAAGCUCGAGAAUGAGGUGCGCCCCGACGGCAAGCACGACGUGACCUCCAAGGCGACCGCAGAAAAGACGUACGGCGCCUCGGGCGACGUGCACAUCGACGAUGCCGACGUCGAAAAGGGCCCCGACAUGCCGUCGCAUUCGUCGCCGUUCCAGACCUCGUUCUUGCACAACUACGAAGUUUCGCUCGUGAAUGUCUCGAACUUGACCAUGGAGCCGUAUGACCGCAAGCCGAACCAGUACAUCCGUGCGGUGAUGUCGGAGCUGAUUUCCGUUUUCAAAGACAUUGCCAACCUCAACCCCCUGUUCCGCGACCAGAUUGCCAACUUUAGCAUUUCGCAGGGCGCGGGCAACGUCUUUGAGGAGCCCGAGAAGCUCGCCGACUUUGCCGCCGCCGUGUCGAGCAGCGAGGUCGACGAGCUGCAAGGCGUGCUGCAGUCGAUGAACGUCGAGGAUCGUCUGCAGAAAGCGCUGCUUGUCCUGAAAAAAGAGCUGAUGAACGCACAGCUCCAGAGCAAGAUCAGCAAGGAUGUCGAGAACAAGAUCCAAAAGCGCCAGCGCGAGUACUACCUCAUGGAGCAGCUUAAAGGUAUCAAGAAGGAGCUGGGCCUUGAGAGUGACGGCAAGGACAAGAUGGUCGAGAAGUUCAAGGAAAAGGCCAACGAGUUGCGUAUGCCCGAGAGCGUGCGCAAGGUCUUUGACGAAGAGCUAAGCAAGCUCCAGACGCUCGAGCCGGCUGCGAGCGAGUUUAACGUGACGCGCGGCUACCUCGAGUGGCUCACUAACAUCCCGUGGGGCGUCCACUCGCCGGAGAACUAUGCGAUCAAGCACGCUACGAGUGUGCUUGACGAGGACCACUAUGGCCUGAACGACGUCAAGGACCGUAUCCUCGAGUUUUUGGCGAUCGGCAAGCUGCGUGGCACGGUCCAAGGCAAGAUUAUCUGUCUCGUGGGCCCGCCGGGUGUGGGCAAGACGUCCAUCGGCAAGUCGAUUGCGCGCGCUCUCGAGCGCCAGUUCUUCCGCUUCAGUGUCGGUGGUCUGAGCGACGUGGCCGAGAUCAAGGGACACCGCCGCACCUAUGUCGGUGCCAUGCCCGGCAAGGCCAUUCAGGCGCUGAAGAAGGUUGGCACCGAGAACCCCCUGAUCCUCAUUGACGAGGUCGACAAGGUCGGCCGUGGCUACAACGGCGACCCUAGCUCGGCGCUGCUCGAGAUGCUCGACCCCGAACAGAACGCGUCGUUCAUGGACCACUACCUCGACGUGCCGGUGGACCUUUCGCGCGUGCUGUUUGUGUGCACGGCCAACACCCUCGACACGAUCCCCCAGCCGUUGCUGGACCGUAUGGAGGUGAUUGAAGUGUCGUCGUACACUGCCGAGGAGAAGCGCCACAUUGCGCGCGACUACCUUGCCCCCCAGGCGAAGGAGACGUCGGGUCUCUCGCAGACGGAUAUCCAGCUGCCGGACGACUCGAUCGACUUCCUGAUCAAGCGCUACGCCCGCGAGAGCGGCGUGCGUGGUCUGCGCAAGCUCCUCGAGAAGGUCUACCGCAAGGUCGCAUUCGAGAUCGUCAAGGAGCACGGCGAGGAAGUCUUCCCCGAGCCGAGUGAGGACGCGGUACCGAACGAGGCGCCCGCCGCCGGCGACGAGGCGCCCAAGGUCACGACGCAGCCGCGGCGCCCGAUGGAGGUGCCUGCCUCGGUCUCGGUCGUGAUCACGCCCGAGCGUCUGCAAAAGUACCUCGGCCCUCCUCUAUACCAGCAAGACCGGCUAUACACGAACACGAUGCCGGCCGGUGUUGCGCUCGGUCUCGGGUACCUCGGCAACGGCUCCGGCAGCCUGAUGCCGAUCGAGACGACGCUGAUGCCCGGUAAGGGCCGCCUGCAGCUCACCGGUAAGCUCGGUGACGUGAUCAAGGAGAGCGCUUCGAUCGCACUCUCUUGGAUCAAGACGCACGCGCACGAUCUCGGUAUCACCAAGGAGGCGCAAGAGACGCUCCUUGAGAACCGCGAUGUGCACCUGCACAUGCCCGAAGGCGCCGUCGGCAAGGAAGGCCCCUCGGCCGGUGUCGCGUUUGCGACGAGUCUGAUCAGCCUGCUGACCGACCGCGCCCUCCCCACGACGCUCGCCAUGACGGGUGAGGUGUCGCUGCGCGGAAUGGUGCUCGCCGUCGGUGGCUUGAAAGAAAAGCUCCUCGCGGCGCACCGCGCUGGCGUCGAGACGGUGAUCCUUCCUGCACCGAACCGCCCGAGCGUCGAGGCGGACGUGCCCAAGUCUGUGCUUGACGACUUGGACGUGCACUACGUGACAAACAUCUGGUCCGCGCUCGAGAUCAUCUUUGGCGAGGGCCCCUGGAGCGCACAGGCCAAGACCUGGAGCCAGAACGAACCGCCGCAGGACUCAUAG